This is a messenger RNA of Carlito syrichta (Philippine tarsier), 6066 nucleotides long. RefSeq names its product protein phosphatase 2 regulatory subunit B''alpha (gene PPP2R3A). NCBI's taxonomy places the organism in Eukaryota, Metazoa, Chordata, Mammalia, Primates, Tarsiidae. Gene Ontology annotation, molecular function: protein phosphatase regulator activity; calcium ion binding. The record is from RefSeq and is a predicted model, not a curated record. Gene Ontology annotation, biological process: protein dephosphorylation. The coding region runs from base 72 to 3500 and encodes 1142 amino acids. The transcript has 13 exons. Gene Ontology annotation, cellular component: protein phosphatase type 2A complex.
UCAUUUAGAAGAAUUUUCAUGUAACAAGUUCUAGAAAGUUCCAAGUCCCACCACUAAGUGGAUUUGAUAUUAUGGCAGCCACUUACAGACUUGUUGUUAGUACUGUGAACCACUACAGCAGCGUGGUGAUAGACAGGCGUUUUGAGCAAGCUAUACAUUAUUGCACUGGAACCUGCCACACCUUCACGCAUGGAGUUGACUGCAUUGUGGUACAUCAUAGUGUUUGUGCAGACCUCUUGCACAUCCCUGUGUCUCAGUUCAAAGAUGCAGAUCUGAACUCUGUGUUUCUACCCCAUGAAAAUGGGCUUUCCUUGACUGAGGCUGACUAUCCCCAUCAGGCCCUCACAGGCAUCCCCAGGGUCAAGAAAGGAUCUACGUUUCAGAAUACUUGUAACUUGAAGGACAUUGCAGGAGAAGCAAUCAGUUUUGCCAGUGGAAAAAUUAAAGAAUUUUCCCUCGAGAAACUCAAAAACUGUAACCAUGCAGCUUACAAAAAGGGAAGGAAAGUUAAGUCUGACUCAUUCAAUAGGAGGUCAGUUGAUUUUGACUUGCUCUGUGGACAUUAUGCUAAUGAAGGGAAUUCCCCAUCCUUUGGCUUACUACGGAGUUCUUCAGUUGAGGAAAAAUCUCUGUCCCAUAGAAACUCACUUGAUACAAACCUGACUUCCAUGCUUCUUCAAAACGUCUCUGAAGAAGACUUGGUUACUCAGAUUUUGGAAAAACAUAAAAUAGAUCAUUUUUCUUCUGGGACAGACAUAAAGAUGUGCUUGGACAUCUUGCUGAAAUGCUCUGAGGACUUGAAAAAAUGCACAGAUAUCAUAAAGCAAUGCAUAAAGAAAAAGUCAGGGGGUAGUAGCAUCAAUGAAGAAAGUAGUAAUGAUGCCAUUUCCAGCUCUGAAGCUGUCUAUGUGAAUGUAAUGACCAGAUUAGCAUCCUAUCUGAAAAAGUUACCACUUGAAUUCAUGCAGUCUGGGAAUAAUGAGGCUGUAGAUUUUAUGCCUAACUUACAACUGACUCCAUUCUCCCCAAUAUUUGGCACUGAACAGCCCCCUAAAUAUGAAGAUGUUGUCCAGCUCUCAGCUCCUGCCUCUGGACAGUUUCAGACAAUUGAAUUGCAAGAUGACAAGCUUAAUUCCAGGAAAACAGACACUAUAAAACCCAUUUCAAACAACUCCACAAAUUCCUUAUAUAACUUAGAGGUAAAUGAUCCCAGAACUCUAAAAGCUGUCCACCUUCAAUCACAGUCUUUAACCAUAAACGCUUUAGAAAAUGUUUCUUCUGGUGAUUUAAUGGAGACUCUUUAUAUUGAAGAAGAAUCAGAUGGAAAGAAACCAUUAGAUAAAGGACAAAAGACAGAGAAUGGACCCAGUCCGGAGUUGUUAAAGAGAAAUGAACAUGGAGCAGAAUUUCCUGAACAUGAUACUCAUCUUAAAAAAUGUCCUGCCUCAGUGCAAAAUGAAAUUGGUAAGAUUUUUGAGAAACCAUUUGUUCAUCUACCUAAGGAAAACUGUAAAUCAAAAGUUUCUAAAGUUGAAGAGGGAAACCAGAGAGAUUUUAUGAAUUCUAACAGCCAAGAAGAGAUAGAUAAAUUGUUAAUGGAUUUGGAGUCUUUUUCACAGAAAAUGGAGACUUCUCUAAGAGAGCCACUUGCCCAGGAUAAAAACUGUAAUUCUUUAAAUAGUCAUAGUCAGACCCCAGUAGAACUUGAGCCUAAAUCUAAAGUCUCUUCACCUGUAGACAAAGUCUCGCCUUCCUGUCUAACAAGGAUUAUUGAAACCAAUGGACACAAAAUAGAGGAAGAGGACCGAGCUCUCUUACUUCGAAUUCUGGAAAGCAUUGAAGAUUUUGCUCAAGAACUAGUUGAAUGCAAAUCAGGCAGGGGAAGCCUAUCACAAGAAAAGGAAAUGAUGCAGAUUCUACAGGAAACAUUGACAACUUCCUCCCCGGCCAAUUUAUCGGUCUGUAGAAGUCCUGUUGGUGACAAAACCAAAGAUACUGCCUCAGUGGUUUUGAUUCAGCAGACUCCAGAGGUGAUCAAGAUUCAAAGUAAACCAGAAAAGAAACCUGGAACACCACUUCCACCACCAGCCACCCUUCCAAGUAGUCCCCCACCUCUCUCCCCAGUUCCUCACGUGAAUAAUGUUGUGAAUGCACCAUUGUCCAUAAACAUUCCACGGUUCUACUUUCCUGAAGGACUCCCAGAUACCUGCAGUAACCAUGAACAGAUUCUAAGCAGAAUUGAAACUGCUUUCAUGGACAUUGAAGAUCAGAAAGCAGACAUUUAUGAAAUGGGGAAAAUUGCAAAGGUCUGUGGCUGUCCUCUGUAUUGGAAAGCGCCCAUGUUCAGGGCUGCAGGAGGAGAGAAGACAGGAUUUGUGCCAGCACAGUCAUUCAUUGCCAUGUGGAGAAAGUUGCUGAAUAACCACCAUGAUGAUGCCUCUAAAUUCAUCUGUCUUCUAGCAAAACCCAACUGUAGCUCUCUAGAACAAGAGGAUUUCAUCCCUUUACUUCAGGAUGUCGUGGACACACACCCUGGUCUGACGUUCCUGAAAGAUGCUCCAGAAUUCCACUCCCGCUACAUCACCACGGUUAUUCAGAGAAUAUUCUACACAGUCAACAGAUCUUGGAGUGGAAAAAUUACUUCGACAGAGAUAAGAAAAAGCAACUUUUUGCAAACUCUAGCCCUUUUGGAAGAAGAGGAAGACAUAAACCAAAUCACAGAUUACUUCUCCUAUGAACAUUUCUAUGUUAUUUAUUGUAAAUUCUGGGAACUAGAUAGUGAUCAUGACCUCUACAUCAGCCAGGCUGACCUGUCUCGAUACAAUGACCAGGCUUCGUCAAACAGAAUCAUUGAAAGGAUAUUUUCUGGGGCAGUAACAAGGGGAAAAACAGUACAGAAAGAAGGAAGGAUGAGCUAUGCAGAUUUCGUUUGGUUUUUGAUCUCUGAGGAAGACAAAAGGAACCCCACCAGCAUUGAGUACUGGUUCCGCUGCAUGGAUGUGGAUGGAGACGGUAUCCUCUCCAUGUACGAGCUGGAGUACUUCUAUGAGGAGCAGUGUGAACGGAUGGAAGCCAUGGGCAUCGAGCCUCUGCCGUUCUACGAUUUACUGUGCCAGAUGCUUGACCUGGUGAAGCCAGCCAUCGAUGGCAGAAUAACCCUGCGAGACCUGAAGCGGUGCAGGAUGGCUCACAUCUUCUAUGAUACUUUCUUUAACCUGGAGAAAUACUUGGACCAUGAGCAGAGAGAUCCCUUUGCGGUCCAGAAGGAUGCUGAGAACGAUGGGCCUGAGCCCUCCGACUGGGACCGGUUUGCGGCUGAGGAGUACGAGACGCUCGUCGCAGAGGAGUCUGCCCAGGCACAGUGCCAGGAGGGCUCAUUUGAAGAGUAUGAAACAGAGGAACCUGCCUCUCCCUCUGAAUGUGGAAACAAAAGCAAUAAGAUAGUAAGCUCUAGCCUUUCAGAGAAAUGUGGAACGCUCCCAUCAGUGGAUGAAGAAUAGCUGCCAACGUCUACAUGAAAAGAAAUUGUGUAUUUGAAAUGUUUUCUUGCGAAGAGAUAUUCUGGUUUGCAUACAGCUUUUUAAAGGCUUCUCUGUCCUCACGUGUGUAUCCGCGCUACAGACUUUAAACGUUUUAACAGACCUGGAUACACACUCAACUGAUGGGACUCCUCCAGUUUGCCUCAAACCUCUUACAGAGCUUGUCCUCAGAAGUGAACGUAAUUAUGUCCAUCACCUUCCAAAGUCAGCAGUCUCCACCCUGAAUGUACCAAGGAUCUCUUAGGGACAGAGCCAAGCAGUUCUCUCCACGGAAGCUGAAGUUGCCUCAGUGUUGGCUGGCAUCCCUGAGGCCCCCCCAAGGGCCUAGAAGAAUUCUUCACUUGCAGAUAACUUCAGGCAAAAACUUCUGGAACUUGUAAAAGCUGUUAAGAGCCUCCAGAAUCGACUUAGCCCUAGUCAUAAAAGCACUGCCAAAACAUCUCAGAGACUUAUUUUAAUUAUAUAUUACUGGAGUUCAAAGACCUUGAACUUACCUGGUUUAAUGUAAUUUCACAAUGACCUGCCAAACUGCUAGUCACUUUUACAUCCUCAGGUAUCGUAACCACUGGGCCUUCUAACUUCACUGGCAAGCUCUGGCAACCUCCCUAUCCUGACUGUGGAUCUUGUAUAAGAUUUUAAGAAAAAACUUAAAUGAAGACAGGCAAAGCAUUUGACUCACACUUGGGGGGGGGGCGCCCUUUUAACUUAUCUAACAUUUGACUUAUCUUAACAUUUGUUCAGUGAACUACUGAAUGAUUUAUUAAUCUCCAAAUGAGUUGAUACCCCAUCUUCACUUCCUAUCAGAAAGUCUACUUGAAGACAGAAAGGAAUAAUGAAUGACACAUGAAAAUUCUCACGAGACAUAUUCCUUUCUCCCUUGAAUUGAGAUUAGUAGUAAAGGCCUCAAUCUAAACAUUAUUCCUUCCUUUAUGUUGAAAAGAAACUACUAUUGCAGCUAUUUCAUUCACCAAAGUAUUUAUCAGAGAAACGGAUGCACCCAUUAAAAAUGCUCUUUACUGUAAUUGUACGUGUUCAUUGCAGAAUCCCACAUUCUUCAGCAGGCCAGUGCAGCCAAAUCCUGUGAUAUCCUUGAAAAGAAACUCAAAGGAUGGGCAUUUCUGACUUAAGUACAAGAAUCCCCUCAGAAACCUCUUAAACAUCCGUCCGUCUCUGUCAAAGUCAACUUCUUUCCUAUUCUUUUUCUAACCAGUCCUAAAAGUGUCAAGAAUAGCUUCCCCCGCUUGGUUCCCCCCUUGCUGGUGUAAAGACCAAACACUGAAAUAAUCACACCUUGGGCUGUGGUAGGCAGAAAGCGGAGAAAGAGCAAAUGUAGGACAUACACCAUCAACGAGGACAGUAGCAGUCAGCGAUCUGCCCAUCACAAGCUCCUCCCAGUUUCCUGUUUUCAUGAUUAAAACUGAUUUCCACUUAACUGUUACUGAAGUAACUAUUACAGCUAUCUAAUAGUUCACACAACAGAAUCAAAAGUGAUCUAAGUUUUUAGGAAACACUACAUGCAGUAACCCUAUUCACUUUUCUGCAUGUGAUACACAAAAUUUAGUUCUCAAUCCCAUCUAGCCUUUACCAAGAAAGAAAAGCAGCUGUUUUAUUUCAGGUAGAAACAAAAAAGGUUAUACUUCAUUUAGUAGCUAGAUAUGGUUUACAAGUUUUAUUAUCCAUAAUGAUCUGAUCCACUUCCAAGAGUCACCAAAAAGUAAAAAUGAAAUUCACUUUUACAGUAUGCAUUUUUUUUAAAGAACGAUUUAGCUUUACAUUCUAUAACCUUGUUUCUCCUUAACUGAAGUCGUCUUGCUGUCACUUUAAUCAAUAUUUGGUUUUGUUAAGUCACUGUAAUAAAAGUAGAACCAUUCCAUUAAAGAUAAGCUAUUUAAAGGUUACCCAAAUUCUCACAUUUUCAGGAAUUAUAAGAAUGUGUUUCACUGUACUCCUUUCUUGGAGCUGAAUGCAAGGAAUGUUAAUUCCAAGGAACCAGGAUAGAUUACAUUUUACUUUCUGGUGAAGAUCACACUAAAUAUAAUCAUUACUGUAAAACUGGAAAUUUCAAGUAGUUUCAAUUACCCAGGCCCCUUGAUAAAAGAUAAGUUGAGGGUUAUCAUGAUCUUAAUGCAAUUCAAUGAAAGAUGAUAUUCAGAGCAUAACAUUAAUUGCCAAUGUAAUCAAACCAAUAAAAUUCCACGUUUCCCUGUAAUCUUAUCUCUGUCACAGUGUAGUUCAGAGUGUUUAUAAAACUCUAGACUGAUCAACUGAGGUAAAUCUGCUCAGCUUUUGAAAACGUUAAGGUGUGUUUGAAUGGAGAAGGCUGCAUGACUUUUUUGUUUUUCCCUUUUUGCAAAAUGAAAUAAAGUUGUCAAACGUGAAUCACAUUAAGAUAAUCACUACACACUUUUGCUUCUAAUCACACUUGUACCUCAUUUUUAUGUCUGAAAGAGUAACAUUGUAAACAAGCUUGAGUUUCAAAGAGAAUAACUGAAUCCUUGUGAAAACUUAUAAAGGUCUGGAAUGAUAA